AUACGCUGCUCGUGCUCGAGCCUCCAGCGCCUUCUGUGCAGGCCCGCUGCAAUGUGUGCAGAGUGGGCCUGCUUCUGGCUUGUUCCAGGGACGGAGAGGUGGGAACAGGUGCUACGCUUUAUUCUGUCCCCAUCCGACUCUGUGACACGGCCACUGUGUCCUCCCGCGGUCACAUUUGAACGAUAUCUUUAUGUUUUGGUCGCUACUAAAACUAGUGAUAGAAAAAGUGAGACGUUCCAUUCGUUGCUGCGAGUGUUAACACUGUGCACCGUUAAAUAGCGUCACACGUUUAGAAUGUAGUUCUGUCUAGUUGAAAAGUGGACGUUUGAGGUGACUAGCUGUAUUGUUAGCUGCCUAACAAGUGUGUAAAAACCAAUAGGCCUGUUUCACAUGUUGACCUGUCACAGUAGGACAAGCAGAGGUGUAGCUUAAUUCAUACAAUGCAUAAUGGCUGGGUUCCAUUCCGCUACUUCAGGGUGAUGGUGUUAUUGUCACACCAUCAGGGCUUAGUGGGACACUUGAAUAGAGCAGAGCCAUUGUUAAUGUCAUUGGUAGGCCUAAUGCAUGCUUUUCCUACAAUGACAUGGUAAAAAGUCUUCUGUGUUGCAGCCAUUCAGAGACAUAUUUUUUGCUCCACCUUAAAACACUCCCCCAAAACAGUAUACAUACCCAAGUGGCCAGCACGGCCUAAAACGUGCAUUAGGCAAACACACACUGAGGACCCUGAUUCAAGAUUCCUUACUUCACUGCCAUAUCAACCGCAGGUGAUUAGCAGUGAAAACACACUGCCACGAAUACAAUACAGUAACCAUACAAUGAAUGCAAUGGAUCAACCAGAUCGCUCAUGCCCUUCAAGUGACAAGUUAAAGUGCAUGUGCGUGACAACCGGUGAAGCACUCGGAUGUGGGAUGCUUCAGGAUAAGUGGUGCUGUGGAAGCUACAUCUAUAGUCUUAUUACUGCGUAGUCUUUCACCUGAAGGUAGAAGAUGGAAUGACCUGAAAAGACUUUUAAAGUUUGUCAAGAAAUUCAAAUGUGGAAGAAGACAGUGGGAGAAAAGUGUGUUGCUGUGCUGGGGCUCACGCUGCAUAUAAACGAGCAGAGGAGGUGUUUACCAUCGAUGAUGGACUAACUGUGCUUCAGAGCUGUGACAGUUCUCUUUUUUACCGUUUCCUGUCCUUUUAUUGACCUCUUAAACUGCCCCACCCAUAGACACCUCCAUAAGGUGGAAACAUGUCAGGGCUGUGUUUUUAGCUUAUUCAGUCAAUUGUUGCACCUUUUAACAAAAGAAGUUAGUUAUUUCCAGCUUGUUCCUGUGUUUUGACAUCAUAGACGAUAGUGCAUUUUGCAACUUUUCCGGUUUGAAUGCUGUCCAUACUGCAAGACACAAUUUGAUUGAACUGAGUCCUAGUGGUAUCCAGCAGACAAUUUGAAAGCUUUUUAGAUGGUAUUUUUUAGAUUGUUGAUUUCCCACGCAAUUUGAAUGCAUCUUUCAAAUUGCUGCUACUAGUAAGUAUUAGUCACUACAAGUGAGGUCUGGCAGUUGUGUGCUGCAAAGGGUUGGUCUGACAGAGUCCUGCAGUGUUUUGAAUAGCACCGGCCAUACUGCUCUUUGUGAUGAGCACUCACCCAAACGAGAAUGUGUUGAGUCAGCUGCUCUGCAAGCCUCUGUCCCUCCCCAGUGUGCUAUUUAUAUACACACCCAAACCAGCCUCUGCACAUACCAACACACACAAGAGCAUACGCAUGUCUGAUCUACACACACACACACACACACAGCUCGGCACCUUGUAAACAAUAGUGAACACAAACAGUGGAGGCAGGGUUAGAGCUCUGCUUCAGGUUCACUUAGUUUGUUCCUGACACUGUUGAGGAGUAGGCGACAGGUGGGCUCAGAGCAGCAGACAGUUAGCCUGCGUGGGAGCAGCUCGGCUUCUACCAACCUCACAGGAUCACAUGUAGGACGCUGAGGCUGCAGCAGGGAAGCUCUCAGUGGACGGCUCGCUGCACAGCUCCAGCUCUGAGCUGCAGGACACCAUGAGACGCCUGGGCUCCAACUCAGAAGAUCGCUCUCGCCUCACUGCCGCCCUCUCCUGUCUGAAGAGUGCUGAUGACGCAGGUGAUCCGAGGCCUGACUCAGGCUCCUGCAGCUCUGAGUCCCGACAGGACAGCAAUGUCUUCUCUCCCAUCAGCCCCCCCUCCAGCUCUGUCAGCCCCCCCCUCCCCCUGAAGCCCACCAGCACCCACGGCCGCUCUAUCUCCAUAUCAGUGGUACCUUGUUCAGCUGACCAGAGAGCUUGCAUACUAACUGAGGACGCCUUCACUCUGGAGCCAAGCAACCCUCCAGCCACUCGAGCCUCAAAGCCACACACCGGCAAGCCCUCCCACACACCACCACCACCUUCACGUAAGCUGCUGCAGCUCCUCCCCAACAUUGCAAUGACGAGAAGCAAGAGUCAGGAGUCACAGCUGGCCAACCGCAUCGAGGAGCCGGCGACACACAAAGCUGGUAAGAAGAACAAAGCGCUGGGUGCUCUUCAGAUCAACGGCUGUGGUAACAGUCCUGAGGACUCACCACUACUGUCUGCCCGAACGCCCGGCCCCGUCCCAGCCUCAGCCCCCUACAUGAUGCCUGCCACCCCCACCCUGCUGGACAAUGUGACCAUGCACAGGAGUUCCCCUCAGACAAUGAGGAGAGACAUUGGCCUGGCUGUAACACACAGGUUUUCAACCAAGUCCUGGCUCUCCCAGACGUGCCAAGUGUGUCGCAGGAGCAUGAUGUUUGGUGUCAAGUGCAAACACUGCAAGUUAAAGUGCCACAACAAAUGUACCAAAGAUGCUCCCUCAUGUCGGAUAUCAUUUCUCACAUGGGUAUGUCAGCUCAUAACAUCUCAGGACAAGUGCAUUAAGGAAGUCAGCUGUGUCUACAGACCAUCUGUGCCAAGGAUGCGGAGGGCAGAAUCAGUGCCAUCAGAUAUCAAUAAUCGGAUUGAUCACACAGCAGAGAUCCCACUGCAAUUUGGCACUUUACCAAAAGCAAUAACCAAAAGGGAGCCUCCCCCCAGUUUGAACCAGCUGGACUCCAGCAGUAACCCGUCAUCAUCCACCUCCUCCACACCUUCGUCCCCUGCACAUUUCCAGCAGAAUAACCCAACGAGUGUCAGCGCCACACCCCCGACCAACCCGUCGCCGCAGGGCUCCAGGGACAGUUGCUUCCACUUCCCAGAUGUUCCUGCUUCCACAUGUACUGCUGUUCAACAUUGUGGCAGCAACAAUGAGUCUGGAGUGUCCCAGCUGGCCCUCACUGAAACACAGCUAAUGACAGCGGAGCAAGGAGGGGAGGAGGACUACCCAGCAGAGGAUGAGGAGGCAGCUGAGCAGUGCACCAGAGAACAGAGCCUUUCCACUGACGUGUGUGAUGAGGACGGGCUGGAGGACCUGCCUGCUUCCAUACGCCGUCGGGGGGCCGUCGGACGCUGGAGGGGCCCCAUGCGCCGUAAGGCCAGCCAGACCAGCGUCUACCUGCAGGAGUGGGACAUCCCAUAUGAGCAGCUGCAGCUGGGAGAGCUGAUUGGCAAGGGGCGCUGGGGGAAGGUGCAUAAGGGCCGCUGGCACGGUGAGGUGGCCAUUCGCCUACUGGAGAUUGACGGCAACAACCAGGACCACCUGAAGCUCUUCAAGAAGGAGGUGAUGAACUACAGGCAGACCAGGCACGAGAACGUUAUUCUGUUCAUGGGCGCCUGCUUGGCCCCGCCACACCUCGCCAUCAUCACCAGUUUCUGUAAAGGUGUGACUUUGUACUCUGUUGUAAGAGAAAGAGGUCACAUGCUCGACAUCAAUAAAAUCAGACAGAUUGCACAGGACAUUGUAAAGGGAAUGGGUUAUCUGCAUGCCAAAAGCAUCAUUCACAAGGAUCUGAAGUCUAACAACGUGUUCUAUGACACAAACAAGGUGGUCAUCACAGACUUUGGCCUGUUUGGGAUGGCUGGAGUGGUACAGGAAGGCAGAAGGAAGAACAUGUUGCGGAUACCUCGGGGCUGGAUCGACUACCUGGCUCCAGAGAUUGUUCGAAAAAUGAGUCCAGAGGUGGAUGAGGACCAGCUGCCUUUCUCCAAAGCUGCUGACGUUUAUGCAUUUGGCACAAUCUGGUAUGAGCUGCAGGUCGGAGACUGGCCAAUGACCAACCUGCCUGCGGAGACUAAAAUCUGGCUAGUGGGCAGCAAUGUGGGCAUUAAGAAGGUGCUGGCAGAAGCCAACCUGGGCAAGGAGGUGACGGAGAUCCUGUCCGCCUGCUGGUCCUCUGAAGCCGAUAACAGGCCCACCUUCACUCCGCUGGCAGGCAUGCUGGAGAGGCUGCCUAAACUCAACCGCAGGCUGUCUCACCCCGGACACUUCUGGAAGACAACUGAGCUGUGGGAUCAUCAACGUCGUCAUCACUGCCUGAGAGAUCUCUGCCAUCAGCGUCUGCAUGCACACUGUCCAUACAUGUACAAAUACAGCAGCUGAGAGGCCAAGGUGCCUCAUAAAACUGAAACUUAAUAUUGGCUUGAGGAAAUAUUGACAAUAUCAACUAAAUAUCUUCUUUGAAAUUAAAUAUCAUUUCAAUUUCAAAGAGGAUUUUUCAGAGCUCUUAUCUAGGGCGACAUAUCCUUCCCAUUUCACCUGAUGUUUAGGCCUGUCACAAUAGCUACUUUUGUUGUCCCAGAUAUAGAGCGCAGGGAUGACCUACUUUUGUAGCCAACAGGAAGUUAGCAUCGUACUGGUUCCCUCCACAAAAAUUCAAACAGAUGUUUCCAUUGGAUUUAGGAUUAUGGAGACUUGUGAUCUGUAUCUUUAUUGAUUUUGUGUUCUUGAUUCUGAAUACAGAGUCACAUCUGAUGAAUUCUCAGUAACACAAGUUCUGUAUGCAGAGCUUGUGGACUGUGACGGGUGUGUCAGGUCAACUGAGAGGAUGUAGGAUCCUGUUAAGCACUAAGACAAGCAAGGGGUCAUGUGACAGAGGAAUAGAGGUGAGACAUCCGUAGGCUACUUCUCUGUUCUUUCUACGAACUCUAAUGACACUUUUCAUGAUAUGAAAAUCACAUUAGCUGCUAUUGAAACAACAUAUCUUUUGUCUUUGUCUCUACUCUGUUUUUACAUUUCAAGCUUUUUGUAUGUGUGCAAACUGGUUUCUCCUAUGUUCUAACUGCUUUCCAUAAAUGACAAUCUGUAUAUCUAUCUGCAUGUGAGUGGACACUGUUUCAUCCUCGGUGCAGGAAGGCUGCUGGUUUCAGCUUUUAUGGGAACUAGUUCCUAUGAAAACUGUUGAUUUGGAAGUCUGUGGAUGAUACAGAGUGACCACGAUACCUUUGCUAUAAAUUCAAAUUGCUGUUAAAUUUGUAGCCACACUAAAUACAACACGCCCCAGGAAUGGCAGUGUUAUGUGGUCGUUCAGUCCACUGUGAUCCAUACUGAAAUAUCUCGGCAACAACGAUAUCAUUUAUGGCUCACAGAUGAUGAAUUGUAUAACUUUGAUGAUUGUUUGACUUUUCAUCGAGUCAAAAGCCAUUUUUUCCAGUACUUUGCUUUAUGACCAAAUACCUGCAAAACCAAUGAUGUUCCCGUCAGCAAAUGUUAGCAUGCUAACUAAGAUGGAGAAUAUGCAACAUACUGGCUAAACAAUAGCGCGGUGUGAGCAUGUAGCAUCGUAACAUUAGCAUUGAGUAAAAGCACCACUCGGUACAGCCUCACAGAGCUUCCAGCAUGGUUUCGACUUGGUUUGUACACUGUAGUGUUCAAUGUUGUGAGCAUCACAAAAGAAUUGGCCAGUUACAUCCAUGGUAUCGUGGUACAUCUCUGAGACUGAGGUCUCCAAACCUGGACCAGUAAAAACCAAUAUCUGCAUUUCCUUUGCAUGAAGCAGCCCUUUAGAUGCAGACAGUUAUGAUGAGCUGGACCUAAAGGACUGUAGGUUCAGCCCAGUCCCCAGGGAAACAUUGUCACAUCGUCUGCAAACCACAGAUACGUUGAAUGUGGACGUUUUGUGCAUUUGGUAAGAGCAAGUGAGGUAAAUAUCAUUAAUGGAUCAAAUAGCAAACCGAUGAGAGAUAACUGCCACACUGAGAUUUCAUGAGAGCUAUUUGUUCAGUUUCACUUUGGAUAACAAUAACGCGAGGAUAAUACUAGAAAUAAUAUAACGAAACUUAUAUUGCAACAAGUAUGUGUCUUUCCUUUGUACAAUCCAACACCGCAUCAUGUUUGUGAACCUUGUGUGUGUGUGUGUGUGUGUGUGUGUGGUUUUCCUCGGGCAGGAGUACAAUGUACGCUCUGUGAAUGUGUUGGGCUUCACCAGCAUGAUCAUGAACAUGAUCUUAUGUAUAUAGAGUGCUGGGGGUUGUAUUUAAUAUACAGUGUUUGCACAAGGGUUUUUAAGUUUAGAUCAUUUGAAUUGGUACUUUAGUCCCAUUGAUGUAUAGAUAAAUGUGUAAACUGUGGUUGUGCUUUUUUGUUUUUUUUUACGGUUGAGGUCUAAUUUGAGUAUUUUUGUACAGGCUGUGUUGAUACUUUGUGUGCCUCUGGUCUGAACAAUUGAAGAUAUUAAAGCUGAUCUCCAGUGA
This is a messenger RNA of Anarrhichthys ocellatus (wolf-eel), 6594 nucleotides long. Its product is annotated as kinase suppressor of Ras 1-like. Gene Ontology annotation, cellular component: cytoplasm. Gene Ontology annotation, molecular function: protein kinase activity; ATP binding. Bases 2036 to 4504 code for a protein of 822 amino acids. NCBI's taxonomy places the organism in Eukaryota, Metazoa, Chordata, Actinopteri, Perciformes, Anarhichadidae. Gene Ontology annotation, biological process: protein phosphorylation; Ras protein signal transduction. The transcript is spliced from 20 exons. The record is from RefSeq and is a predicted model, not a curated record.